Molecule: messenger RNA, 981 nt
Organism: Closterium sp. Yama58-4
Lineage: Eukaryota; Viridiplantae; Streptophyta; Zygnematophyceae; Desmidiales; Closteriaceae
Source: the annotation of a GenBank genome assembly
AUGUCGUACCCGGGCCGCCAUCCCUCAGAUCGAGGCGAAUCGUCAGGCGGUCCGGCGGACGCCCACAGCAGCAGCUGGACCAAUGGCGCGGGAUCCGCGCUGCUGCCACGUGUACGGACACGUGGCAGUCCGGCGACGGGUGCAGCACCAAGCAAAUCGUUAUCUGCGAACGACCACGUGGCUGCACUCCCAUCGUCCCCCGGAGCGGAUCCCCCUUAUAAGAGCUCCGACAUCGCAAAUAAGAACGCAGAUUCGAAAGCUUCGCCGCCUGAUCUCCCCUCUAGAAAUAGUGUUGACCUACCCACUCGCGCUCAUACCAUGAACGAUGCUCUUUCUUCCUCUGCUUCGGCUCUCCCUCCCUCUACCCUAUCCUCCUCUGCUCUCCCGUCGACCGCGAAUCACAUUCAUGCUGUCCAAUCUGCGCCGGACAGCCUCCCCUUGGAACCCGGAAAAUCCGGGAAACCACGUAGGCCUGUUCCUGGCCAGAUGACGCCUCUCGCGGCGCUCCUCGGGUCGCCGCAAACCGCGGGGAUCGCGCUCUCGGGUCCCGACGCGUCGCCGCCCCCCAUGCUGCUCCCCUCCCCGCCCGUUUCCCCCGUCGGGAACAGCUGCGCGGGGGAGGGGGAAACCUCCACAUUUCUCCCCCCCGACGACGCCGCCUCCGCGGGGGCGGGAAGAAGGGCUCCCCGCCGUGCGGGGUCGUGGCGGGUUUCCGAGAGCGCGGGGCGGGCGGAAGGGGCGGGCGGAGGCGGAUUGGACUCCCCCCACGGGGUGGCGGAAGGGGAAGCGGGGGAAGCGGGGGGGGCGGGGGAGGGGGGGUGUUUCUACGAGUCGGUGCGCGUGCCGCGCGACGUGGUGCGCGUGUGGCAGGACUGCUGGCGUGGCGCGUGGCAGGCUGACGUGGAGAUCCGAUCCGCCGUGGAUGGCGGGCUGGUGCUCGCGCAGGGCGCCGUGCUGGUGAGAUUAUUCAUUGCUUCAUAG